CCGCUAUUCAACGGUGUGGAGUAAUUGAAAUAACGGCUACUAAUUAGUCAAAUAAUCCCAUUCUGUGGCCCGCGAAGUAGCUACCCCCCCGGCCCAAGCCCAACUGUCGGUGAAUUCACAAGGAUCCUUCACAAAUACUAGAGUAUUAUUAUUUAGAAAACACAACGUAUACUUUUCUUUUUCCCCUCAGUUUCAUAUCAUCCAAAACAGCAAAAACAGCAAAAACACAAUCUGAUUUGAUCAUUCCAAACACCAACAAAAUCAAUGGACGCUCUUUGGAGUAUUGAAGAUAAGUGGAAGUUAUCAACUUAUGAAGCUGCUGCAUUCUUGGGAUUCAGUGCUUUUCUAGUCAUUGGAAUAUGCAUUUUUAUGGUUCUCAGGAGAAGGGCAAAGAGCAAAGGAGCUGUUCAUCAAGAACCCUGCGAAAAUGAUGAAGCCAGAAAUGAAUCAGAUUGUCCUGAUCAAAAACCCUCCAAGAAUUGGGAUUCUAUGAAGAAGUUGAUGAUGAAUUCAGUUAGGUGGAGCGGGAUGACGGGCAAAUGGGAAGAAAGAAGAAGGAUCAGUGGGAAUGGGAGUCAGAGUCAAAGAGAAAGAGCUUCACCAUUGUUGGUUGUGAAAGACAAUGUGGGGAGAUUCAGUCAUAAUUCUUGUUCUGCAGUGUGGCAGAAGCCUAUAUUGAUGGGUGGAAGAUGUGAAUUCCCAAGGUUUAGUGGGCUCAUCUUGUAUGAUGACAAAGGGAGGCCACUUGAUCAUCAGGCUGCUGAUAAUGAAAUAAUAGAUGUUGGUUUUCAGGAUGAUCAGAAGAAAUCCUCUGCUUCUGCUGCUGCUGCUGCUGCUGUUAGAACCACACUGAGGGACUUGCUGUAGCAGAUUUCUGUUGUCACUGAAAUGAUGAUUCACGGGUUUUAGCUAGAAAGUUCGAAGAGUUGAAUCAUGCUGAGACUGGUUUGUAACUUCAGAAUCUUACAGGAUGAGAUCAUUAUUGUUUCCUGCAGGUUUUUGAAGCCUGAAGAAGUGAGCUAGUAGAUUGCGCAAGUUUAGACCUUCAUUCAGUUCGGUUCUUGGGUUUUUUGAUAUUUUACCCGCAUCGAUGUAAUCAGCCGGAGUGUUCAUAUUUACCUUCCACCUUGUUUGUUAUGACAUGAAAGGAGUAUGCUUUUUUUUUUCAGUCCAAUGAAGCAUUGUGUACCUGUGUAGAAGGAUGUAAGAAAUAUACUUCCAAACAAUGUUUAAUCAUGACCUUUUGAUCUACCUAGUAGGUUUCAUCCUGCAAUUACUCUGCCCCGUACGAAAGAAACAUGAAUUCAAGCCUGCUUCUCG
This is a messenger RNA of Oldenlandia corymbosa var. corymbosa, 1320 nucleotides long. Lineage: Eukaryota; Viridiplantae; Streptophyta; Magnoliopsida; Gentianales; Rubiaceae. The record is from the annotation of a GenBank genome assembly.